This is a messenger RNA of Phanerochaete carnosa HHB-10118-sp, 903 nucleotides long. RefSeq lists its product as uncharacterized. Lineage: Eukaryota; Fungi; Basidiomycota; Agaricomycetes; Polyporales; Phanerochaetaceae. The transcript is spliced from 2 exons. Gene Ontology annotation, biological process: signal transduction involved in filamentous growth; osmosensory signaling pathway via Sho1 osmosensor; fungal-type cell wall organization. The coding region runs from base 1 to 903 and encodes 300 amino acids. Gene Ontology annotation, molecular function: osmosensor activity. Gene Ontology annotation, cellular component: site of polarized growth; plasma membrane; extracellular region. The record is from RefSeq and is a predicted model, not a curated record.
AUGACGUCAGUGUCGACCUCGAGCGUUGCGCCGACGGCGAGUCCAAGUCAAGCCGCCCUCCCAGCAAAUCUGCCCUCACUUAUUUACCCGCCCGGUGGCCCUGGCACGAAUCCUGGUCCCGGUUUCACGCUUAUUUCGCUGUUGUUCGACGAGGAACUGCCCUGGAAUCUUGUUGCGACGAGCUCCGACUCAGCGACUCAAAUAUUUGCGUGGACACCGCUCAUCCUUGCUGCGGGUCUCAAUGUCAGUGAGAGUCAAGUCCUGACAUAUGCCCUGCAAGUAUAUGUGCCAAGUAGCUACCAGAGCACUCAGGAUGCUGACGAGCUUGGGACGAUCUUCCUUGCGUACAUCCCCACUGGCCAAGUCGACACGCUGGCACAACAGCUCCUCGUCAAGACAUCGGCACUCUACAACGCACUUGGCCCUCCGUAUAACACACUGGCUGCCCACUUCGUCGCAACGUUCCCUGUUGGCUCUACCCCGCCGUCGGACUCUACUAAUCCGCAGAGCAACAACGACACUUCGAGCGGCUCAUCGGGUGCAUCGAACUCGAGCAAGACCCGUGAAGACGCAAUCAUCGGCGUCGUGAGCUCGCUUGGCGCGAUCACUCUCAUCGUGCUUGCGUUCCUCGGUGUGCGCGCUGUGAAGCAACGGCGUGCGCUCGCGCACCGUCGCCUGGCCGAGCCGAGUGGCGAGGCGGAGAACGAGUACGCCGGAGCGCGCCCUGAGGGCCAGGAGUUUGAUCGCGACAGCGUUGGAGGCCAACGUCGGCGCAGCUUCUACUACGCCGAGGACUCGCUCCGUGUGCACGAGGUGAGCGAGCAGGUGAUGCGGGAACGCAGGCCAGUGAACGCAGAGAUGAUUGGCGCGCCGGUGCUGCGUGACAACACGAUGGACUGGUAG